Messenger RNA from Coregonus sp. 'balchen', 15929 nucleotides. Lineage: Eukaryota; Metazoa; Chordata; Actinopteri; Salmoniformes; Salmonidae. The record is from the annotation of a GenBank genome assembly.
CCAACACUGCGAUUUGCAUAAAAUCCUCACUCCAAUGUCACAGCCUCAUGCGGGAUCUGAGUCUUCGUGACAGGAACAAAAAAGGUAAAGGUAAUCAAACGAUUUUACUUUUCGAUGAUACCUGAAAUGUAGUUAACUUUAUUAGUGUUAUUUUCAGUGUUCUAAUGGGCUACUGUUACUGUAGAUUCCCCUGUAGUUAUUUUGGAAAUGGAUGGUGUAACUAACAGCUAGCUAGCUAGCCAACGUUGGCAGCCAGAGGAUCGACAACAUGUUAUCCCUUGGCGCUUUGCUAAACUGUAAACAGUCGCUGUAGCAGCUGGGGCACUAUGCAAAGUGUGAAUAUCAUCGUUGACAGUGCAAGACCAUAUGGGCAAAAACAUAAACAUCUAGCUAGUAACUUGAUAUGAUAAUAAUACCGUUGUAUCUUUUUCCCAGGACAGACACCGGAAGAGGAUGAUGUUUACGUCGACCCUAGCUCUUCUGGGCCUCAGCCUGGGACUGGUGGUUAAUGCUUUCCCCACACAACAGCCUGAAAACGGGAAGAACUGGGUGGUGAUUGUCGCUGGCUCCAAUGGCUGGUACAACUACAGACACCAGGUAAGAGAGUGAAGUUAGGCUAGUACAUUUUUGAAAUCCGUUAACAAAUGUACACUUGACUUUAUCAGUUGAGUGAGUGUUUGUUGUAAUCUGUUACCAAUGGUUGCAUCCCUAAUGACAGCCUAUUCACUUUUAUAGUACACGACUUUUGAUAAGGACAUAAGUAUUACACUAAUAUAGGGAAAAUUGUGCUAAUCGGGACAUAUUAUAGUUUAUCAGUAUUUGGUGUAUUUGACCAAUUUAACUUUAUCCGACUAGACUUGGAGGACGACUUUCCCUGUUAUUGAUUGGUGAUAAGAGGGACUAUACAUACAUAGCUGUCAUUGGCCACUAUUCCUAAUGUAGCUAGUGCUUUUUAACAUUGUAUCAAGCAGUGAUGUGUCCUGUUAGUAAUGGAUAGAUGCUGUGAUAGAUCAUUUUGUUGACUUUUACUUGAUUUGUUGAAUGACUUGACGUGUUCCUGGUUACUGCACUGUAAAUUGACAUCAUCAGUAAACAAUAAUACAUUCUAACUCCUCCCUCGCGAUUUCAUUUCAAUAAUGUGAGUAGUGAGGUGAUUUUUUUUUUUCCCGACAUACGUUGUGUCCCCUCCCUAGGCCGACGCUUGCCACGCGUACCAGAUCGUCCACAAGAAUGGCAUCCCUGACGAGCAGAUUGUUGUGAUGAUGUAUGAUGACCUGGCGACCAAUGAGGAGUGAGUAUUCUAUCCAUCAAUUUUGUGUUGUCCACCUUGUCUGCUUAGUUCUUCACCUUAACAAUGUCCUAGGGUUGAACUAUAUAUAUAUAUAUAUAUAUAUAUAUAUAUAUAUUUUUUUUUUUUAUGUAAUCAACUGUAGAUUAUGCAAUGAAGUACUACACAUUGUCCUUUACAGGUUUAUAAAUGCCGACAGACACACACCAAGCCCUAUCAACUCUUCAGAUUUAGCCAGCUUCAGUCUGUUAUUAUGGGUUUGUUCUGCUAUAUUUGCAUUCCUGUGACGAGAGCAGAGCAUAUAUCAUCCUUAUUUUGGGUGCACGACGAUGGGCCUAAACCAUUUCCUCAUAGUGCGGUGGCGUGCGGACAGCAGCCAGGCCCUGUGCUUCUAGAAGUGGAAGCUCUCGGACACGCUGUCCACUAAACCGUUUUGAGUAUUUCUCAAAAGGCACCCUAUUCCCUAUAUAGUGCACUAGUUUUGACCAGAGCCAUGUGGGACCCUGGUCAAAGGUAGCACACAAUUUUAAAUGAAUAGUUUUACCAUUUGGAAGGCGGGCGGUUUAGAAGCUCCUUGAGACACAACUGACUGUCAGUCACAAGGUUCUAAUUUAGCUGCUCUUCUCUCACUGGGAAUUAUGGUGGCUAGAUGGGAGACAUGAGGUUUAGGGUUUUAAGGUGGAAGGCAAUUAUCUAAUAAAAAAAAAAAUUUUUUUUUAAAUGGUGUUCUCUCUCUAAUUGUUCAGUAGCUAGUAGCAACAUCAGUCAUUGGUAAUUCAUAAGCAGUUAUUGGAGCUGUUCAUCUGUCAAUGACUGAAACACAUUUUUGAAAUUGAGGAAAGUACUUGUCUUACUGUAAUCACUAGAUAGACAUUUACUAUUUUACUGACCUACUUUGAUGCAGGAGGUGUCUUAAUGUAGGUAAAAAUCUAAAUGUUCUCAUAUUUGGAUUUUUACUGUAUAAAAAUGCUGUUUUUUUUUUUGUUUUAUCACUUUAUUGAUCCUGUAAUAUUAACUGCAUCUAGGGUCUGCUGGGAUGUACAGUUAAUAUUUAACUCUGAAUCGAAAACAAACAGAAUCAUGUGAUGCUUAUGUCUUGUGCAAAAGUGGUUUUCAGUAUGUUUGAAUUGGACUACUGUAUGAGUAAAAUAUAGCGUGAUUCCUGUCAUUGGAGGGUAGAGGAAGUGCUACUGUGGGUUUAAUAAAGAUCUAAUUUUUGUAGUUGCUAUUCACAAUCAUUCCAAACUGUCACGCAAGCUUUACCGUCACAGACCAUUAUAGUACUGAAUAUUACACUACCAAUGUGUAUUGUGAUAGAAUACAUGUUUUGCCAUUCCGAAUGCCAAGACUGUACACUGCAACUUUAUUUGUCCAACGUUAUAUAUCAGAAAAUGUGUCUUCUGCUCGGUUCUCAAACACGCACGAGCACAGGUUAGGCCACAUUACACCUCCCCAGAGCUAGUUAUGGGGUGAAGGGCCUUGCUUAAGGGCACAGUGGAAGGGGGUGUAGAGUUGUGUCCUGUAGGGUUCUGCAGGUCAUGUAGUAAAUUGUCUGCCCUGUGUUGCCUCCAGGCAUGUAUCUGAUUCCUGUUAUUUAACCUGUUUGUUUUCAGGAACCCCACCCAAGGGGAGGUGAUCAACAGACCCAAUGGGACAGACGUUUACAAGGGAGUCCCCAAAGACUACACUGGAGAGGUGAGUGGAUGGAACAUAUCAAAAGCCUUUUUUUUUCCUUCUGUGAACGGCGCUAAUAUCAUUGCAUAAACUAUCAACAACAAUCAAUGCUUUUUUUUUUUAUACAGUACUGUUAAAAUGUUCAAGAAGUUGAGACCCCUUUUAUUCAAGUUGCGCACAUUCAUCUCAAGUCAGAAUACUGCCCUCAGUGCCUGCUCUCUGCCUGUGUAUCCUGCAGGCUGUGACCCCUAGCAACUUCCUGGCCGUGCUGAAGGGUGACUCUGACAGUACCAAGGGGGGUUCUGGGAAAGUGCUGAAGAGGCAAGUGAUGAGAUGGAGGCGGGGCGGGGGGGGUUGGAAUAUAUCAUGGCAAUGCCACAGUAGGAUGAUGUUAUUCCAAAACGUUAAGGUAGACCUCUAAAAUGACAUGGGAAAAUCAUUGUUACAACAACAAUAUAUUGUUGCAAAGUUUCUGGACAGAAUGUUCCAUUGUUUUCUAGGGGGAAGUUUUCAGUCUCACAGCUUGUAUUGACUUAGAAAUGUGAUUGUGUCAUAUCUUUUCAGUUCAAAGAAAAACACCUGGUUUAUCAACUUGUUUUUCUCUUCCUGUUGGCAGCGGUCCCAACGAUCACGUGUUUGUGUACUUCACUGAUCACGGAGCUCCUGGGCUGCUGGCCUUCCCUGACGACGACGUAAGCUCUUUUACACUUCCUGUUCGUCUGCCAGAUUUUAGUCUCUGAACACUUGCUAGUUGGCAGAAAUGGCACCCUAUCCUCUGGCCAAAAGUAGUGCACUAUAUAGGGAAUAGCCCAAUGCAUCACUGGGGCCAAGCUUCCUGCCAUCCAGCACCUAGAUACUAGGCGGUGUCAAUCUGUCAACGACUUCAGUCACAGACUGUUCUCUCUGCUACCGCACGGCAAGCGGUACCGGAGCGCCAAGUCUAGGACAAAAAGGCUCCUUAGAUGUACAAAUUACCUCGACUAACCUGUACCCCCGCACAUUGACUCGGGACCGGUACUUCCUGUAUAUAGCCUCGUUAUUGUAUUGUUACUUUUUAUUUUUUUAUUUAGUUUAUUUAAUAAAUAUUUUCUGAACUCUAUUUCUUGAACUGCAUUGUUGGUUAAGGGUUUGUAAGUAAGCAUUUCACGGUAAGGUCUACACCUGUUGUAUUCGGCGCAUGUGACAAAUAAAAAUGUAUUUGAUUUUGGACAGAGCCUUCCUUGUCUGUCCAUGGAUGGAUGGAUGGAUGAUCUAGUUCUGCCCUGUGACAUAGAAAGUUCAAAUAUAUGGCAGCUAUCAUUGAGAACAGUUUAUGGGUUAGGGUUAUGAUCAAAAAGAUCUCUUAUUUAAGCCUGGUUGAAUAAACCUCAUGUUCUCUCACUCAGCAGAAAGUUUUGUGGGAGAGACUGAGUCACUGAACAAGACAAGGAUACUCCUCCCUAGAUUGCCCAAGGCCUUGUGUGGAUCUUGUGACUGACUUGUGGCUAGAUCACAUGGGGUCUAGUGCCUCUUUUGGGUUUGAAGUGAACAUGCAUGUUGACGUACUGGAUGGAAAAACAGAAAUGAACCUAUUUUAUUGUGAAUUAAAUGUUUUUUUUUCUUUCUACAGCUUCAUGUUGCCGACCUCAUGGCUGCCAUCAACUACAUGCGUGAGAACAAGAAAUACCAAAAGGUGCGGAAGUUAAACUUGUUAUUGUUUGUGGUCGUGGAGGGCCAAUCACAUGUUCAGACUUUCUCCAGUCGUAGUAAAUAAUUUUGGUCUAAGACCAAAGGUAUUUAUAAUUGGUAGAGCAUGGCGCUUGCAACGCCGGGGUUGUGGGUUCGAUUCCCACGAGGGGGGGCAGUAUGAAAAAUGUAUGCACUCACUUAACUGUAAGUCGCUCUGGAUAAGAGCGUCUGCUAAAUGACGUAAAUGUAAUGAUAGAUUCUGCUGACUGGCCCUUUUCCUUCCGUGCGCUCGCGCAGUUGGUGUUCUAUAUCGAGGCCUGUGAGUCUGGAUCGAUGAUGACCAAACUGCCUGCUGACAUCGAUGGUGAGUUGCUCUGCACUUGAACCUCCCCGUGACUCUAAUCGCUUUCCAGGAACUAGCCGAACCACUGAUAAUAAAAACUGGUCAAUCAAUAACGAUAUCAGGGGCACUUGGGGGGAACAGUGAACGCUGUUAUCUUCAAGUAGAUUUCUGUAAGCGUCUGCCUCCGGUGCCAAAGGUUGCAUGUUCGAAUCCAGUGGUGGAAAUUUUUUUUUUUUUUUUAGAGAUUUUUGUUUUAACCCUUACCUUAACCAUUCAGAGUUAAUACCUAACCUUAAGAUUUUGGGAGUUGAUGCCUAAACUUACCUCUAACCUUAAACUUCGGAGUUAAUGCCUAAGCUCAACGUUAAAUACUUCAUGUCUGGUCACCCUGAACAGAGCUGUUUUUGGCUGCUCACAAAAACACGCUCCGGGGUGAACUUUCCCUAGGUAUAGAUCUAGGAUCAGCUUCCCUUCUCCCAAUCCUAACCUUAAUAAGUAGAGGGGAAAUGCAAAACUUACCCAGGAUCAGCGUCUAGGGGCAACUUCAACCUACUCCCCAACUCAGCCCUUGUUAAGGGAUGGUCUGGGUAACGGUCUGUUCAGGCGGCCAUUAGUCUUCAUACAAGCAGAUGGUAGCUACAUUGUGUUGGAGUAUUUUGUUGUCACUGAUUGUGUGAACAGACCCUAAGGAGAGGAUGGUCUGUGUUGGUUAUUGUCAUGCUCUGGUCCACAGUCCUUCUAGAUCCUUCUCUCCCUAGUCUACUCUGUCUGGUGAUUCUCUCCUUACUCCCUGAUAGACUCUAAUCCUUCUCUCCUAGUCUUUCCGCUGGACUAAUCCUUCUCUCCCUAGUCUACUCCGUCUGACAGACUUCUAGAUCUUCUCUCCUAGCCUUCCGUCUGGAUAGAUCCUUCUAGAUCCUUCCCUCCCAUCUACUCCGUCCGUAGAUCUUUCUCCCUAGUCUUUCCGUCUGGAUAGAUCCUUCUCUCCUAGUCUUUCCGACUGGACUAGACCUUCUAGAUCUUCCUCCCUAGUCUUCUCCGUCUGGACUAGAUCCUUCUCUCCUAGCUCUCCGUCUGGACUAGAUCCUUCUCUCCCUAGUCUUCUCCGUCUGGGCUAGAUCCUUCUAGAUCUUCUCUCCCAGUCUUCUCUGUGUCUGGACUAGAUCCUUCUCCCAGUCUACUCCUCUGGACUAGAUCCUUCUCUCCUAGUCUACUUCCGUCUGGACUAGAUCCUUCUCCCUAUCUUCUCCGUCUGGACUAGAUCCUUCUCUCCCUAGUCUUCUCCUCUGACUAGAUCCUUCUAGAUCCUUCUCUCCCUAGUCUUCUCCUACUCCUCGGACUAGGAUCCUUCUCUCCCUAGUCUUCUCCGUCUGGACUAAUCUUCUGAUCCUUCCUCCCUAGUCUUCUCCGUCUGGACUAAUCCUUCUAGAUCCUUCUCUCCCUAGUCCUUCUCCGUCUGGACUAGAUCCUUCUCUCCCUAGUCUUCUCCCGUCUGGACUAGAUCCUUCUCUCCCUAGUCUUUUCCGUCUGGACUAGAUCCUUCUCUCCCUAGUCUUCUCCGUCUGGACUAGAUCCUUCUCGUCCCUAGUCUUCUCCGUCUGGACUAGAUCCUUCUCUCUCCUAGUCUUCUCCUCUGGACUAGAUCCUUCUCUCCCUAGUCUUCUCCGUCUGGACUAGAUCCUUCUCUCCCUAGUCUUCUCCGUCUGGACUAGACUUCCUUCCUAGUCUCUCCUCGACUAGUCUCUCUUCCGUCUGGACUAGAUCCUUCUCUCCCUAGUCUCUCCGUCUGGACUAGAUCCUUCCUCCCUAGUCUACUCCGUCUGGACUAGAUCCUUCUCUCCCUAGUCUACUCCGUCUGGACUAGAUCCUUCUCUCCCUAGUCUACUCCGUCUGGACUAGAUCCUUCUCUCCCUAGUCUACUCCGUCUGGACUAGAUCCUUCUCUCCCUAGUCUACUCCGUCUGGACUAGAUCCUUCUCUCCCUAGUCUACUCCGUCUGGACUAGAUCCUCUCCCCCUAGUCUCUCCGUCUGGACUAGAUCCUUCUCUCCCUAGUCUUCUCCGUCUGGACUAGAUCCUUCUAGAUCACUUCCUCCUAGUCUCUCCGUCUGGACUAGAUCCUUCUCUCCCUAGUCUUCUCCGUCUGGGACUAGAUCCUUCUAGAUCCUUAUCUCCCUAGUUCUUCUCCGUCUGGACUAGAUCCUUCUCUCCCUAGUCCCUCCGUCUGGGAACUAGAUCCUUCUCUCUCCUAGUCUUCUCCGUCUGGACUAGAUCCUUCUUCCUUCUCUCCUCUAGUCUACUCCGUCUGGACUAGAUCCUUCUCUCCCUAGUCUUCUCCGUCUGGACUAGAUCCUUCUCUCCCUAGUCUUCUCCGUCUGGACUAGAUCCUUCUCUCCCUAGUCUUCCUGUCCUCUCCCUAGUCUCCGUUGACUAGAUCCUUCUAGAUCCUUCUCUCCCUAGUCCUUCUCCGUCUGGACUAGAUCCUUCUCUCCUUCUCCGUCUAUGUCCUUCUCCCCUGUCUCGUUGACUAGAUCCUUCUUAGAUCUCGCUUCUUCUCUCCUAGUCUUCUCCGUCUGGACUAGAUCCUUCUCUCCCUAGUCCUUCUCCGUCUGGACUAGAUCCUUCUCUCCCUAGUCUUCUCCGUCUGGACUAGAUCCUCUUCUAGAUCCCUUCUUCUCUCCCUAGUCUUCUCCGUCUGGGACUAGAUCCUUCUCUCCCUAGUCUUCUCCGUCUGGACUAGAUCCUUCCUCCUAGUCUUCUCCGUCUGGACUAGAUCCUUCUCUCUCUCCCUAGUCUCUCCCGUCGGACUAGAUCCUUCUCUCCCUAGUCUUCUCCGUCUGGACUAGAUCCUUUCUAGUUCCUUCUUAUUCUCCCUAGUCUUUCCGUCUGGACUAGAUCCUUCUCCCUGUCCUCCUCUCUCUCUCCUUCUCUCCUAUGCCCUUCUUUCCCGUCUGGACUAGAUCCUUCUCCCUAUCUCUCGUCUGACUAGAUCCUUCUCCGUCUUCCGUCUGGACUAGAUCCUUCUCUCCCUAGUCUUCUCCGUCUGGACUAGAUCCUUCUCUCCCUAGUCUUUUCCGUCUGGACUAGAUCCUUCUCUCCUAGUCUUUCCGUCUGGACUAGAUCCUUCUCUCCCUAGUCUACUCCGUCUGGACUAGAUCCUUCUCUCCCUAGUCUACUCCGUCUGGACUAGAUCCUUCUCUCCCUAGUCUACUCCGUCUGGACUAGAUCCUUCUCUCCCUAGUCCUCUACUCCGUCUGGACUAGAUCCUUCUCUCCCUAGUCUACUCCGUCUGGACUAGAUCCUUCUCUCCCUAGUCUACUCCGUCUGGACUAGAUCCUUCUCUCCCUAGUCUACUCCGUCUGGACUAGAUCCUUCUCUCCCUAGUCUACUCCGUCUGGACUAGAUCCUUCUCUCCCUAGUCUACUCCGUCUGGACUAGAUCCUUCUCUCCCUAGUCUACUCCGUCUGGACUAGAUCCUUCUCUCCCUAGUCUACUCCGUCUGGACUAGAUCCUUCUCUCCCUAGUCUACUCCGUCUGGACUAGAUCCUUCUCUCCCUAGUCUUCUCCGUCUGGACUAGAUCCUUCUCUCCCUAGUCUUCUCCGUCUGGACUAGAUCCUUCUCUCCCUAGUCUUCUCCGUCUGGACUAGAUCCUUCUCUCCCUAGUCUACUCCGUCUGGACUAGAUCCUUCUCUCCCUAGUCUACUCCGUCUGGACUAGAUCCUUCUCUCCCUAGUCUACUCCGUCUGGACUAGAUCCUUCUCUCCCUAGUCUACUCCGUCUGGACUAGAUCCUUCUCUCCCUAGUCUUCUCCGUCUGGACUAGAUCCUUCUAGAUCCUUCUCUCCCUAGUCUACUCCGUCUGGACUAGAUCAGCACUUCUGUUUGCACAUAGUGUGCAAAGUCACUCUAAAGUCUACCCUGCCUCAAGUGACCGACAUCCCAUAACGUUGUAUUGUUACCCACAGGCCCAAGUCUUCACUGUCUACAGUACAACAGUAAACCAUGAUGAGCUUGAUGUUUCAUUACUACUUUUAAAACAUAUAUUUUGUUAUUGUUUAUAAUCAAUCAAGCUAUGGAUUUCCAACUGUAACAUUAUGUGAUGGUGUGUAAUCAGUGUUCUGGAUCCAUACAUCCUGUAUUAACGCUCUCACUUUUCCAUUGUCUGAAUCUCUCUGUCUGUGUCUGAUGAAUCUCUUUCUCUGUCUGUGUCUGAUGAAUCUCUUUCUCUGUCUGUGUCUGAAUCUCUCUGUCUGUCUCUGUCUGAUGAAUCUCUUUCUCUUUCUGUGUCUGAUGAAUCUCUCUCUCUGUCUGUGUCUGAAUCUCUUUCUCUGUCUGUGUCUGAUGAAUCUCUCUCUCUCUCUCCUUCAGUGUAUGCCACCACAGCAGCCAACUCUCAUGAGUCGUCUUAUGCUUGCUACUAUGAUGAGAAGAGAGAGACCUACCUGGGAGAUUGGUACAGUGUUAACUGGAUGGAAGACUCUGAUGUGGUGAGACUGGGACAAUGUUAACUGGAUGGAAGACUGAUGUGAGACUGGUACAAUGUUAACUGGAUGGGAGACUGAUGUGAGACUGGUACAAUGUUAACUGGAUGGAAGAAUGAUGUGAGACUGGUACAAUGUUAACUGGAUGGAAGAAUGAUGUGAGACUUCUGAUUCCUUAGAAAAAGCUGAAAACACACACGUAAACAAGAAUGUUUUUGAACAAUGUCCUCGAUAAACCACAAGUCUUUACUGAUUUUUGUAUUUCUGUUCCAAAAAAAAAAAAAGGACCUUUUUGGAUAUAGCCGUUUCUCCAAUGUGUUUGGCUCAAAAGGGGCAGAACGUCCUUAGCAACUCAAUGUUAUGUUUCUCCCUGACUGUUGUCCAGGAGGACCUGAGGAAGGAGACCCUGAUGAAACAGUUCAAGGUGGUGAAGAGCCACACCAACACCAGCCACGUCAUGCAGUUUGGAAACAAGGUGAGGGAUUCAGAGCGAAGACCUGGCUAAUUCCUGUUCAGAUGAGGAAUCACAUGAUGUUAUUGGGAAAUGGUUUAUCCACCAAGAUUUAGAUCUAAAAGUUUGUUUUUUAAAAGAGUUAACAAACCUCGAUUUCCACUUCUGUUCAGAUAGCCAAUGUUUAUUUGUUGCAAUAGACUGUUAAUGAACGAGACGGUAACAUGUUUGUGUGUUCUCCAGACUGGCCCGUAUGAAGGAGGAGGUUAAUUGUCUGUAUCUAUCUGUUCUCCAGACUCUGGCCCAUAUGAAGGUGAUGGCCUUCCAAGGUAAUGCCAAGGCCAACGCCCAGCCUGCCCCUCCCAUGACCCUGCAGCCUGUAGCGGACCCAGACUUGACCCCCAGCCCUGACGUACCCCUGGCCAUCCUAAAGAGGAAACUGAUGAGCACCAAUGACAUCACAGCAGCCAGGAAAUACCUCAGCCAGAUCAACUCACACCUCAAGGUAACGGACAGGAAAUGCGUUUACGUUUAAUUUUUUCUUGUAAUGUGUAUAUAGUAUUUUUUAUUUUUUUCCUAAUGAACCUGGGAUGUAUUCAUUCGGGAACACCGUAAGAGAAACCGAAAACAAGUGUUCCUCAGUGAAGUUCAGAUGGUACCUCUCCAUUUCGCUCUGUUCCGGAUCGUGCCUAAUGAACAUGACCCAGACUUUAUCAUAAGGUGCUUCUGUUAUUUCAUAAAAGUGGGGACCUUGGAGAACUGUUGUGAUUUUCCACUAGGCGCGUGAGCUGCUGGGAGAAACGAUGCGCCGGGUGGUAGAGAAGGUGACAGGAGACGAGACCGUGACCCAGAGGGUUCUGAGUGCCAAGCUGGACCUGACCCAGCACCAGUGUUACAAGGCUGCUGUCGGACACUACAAGACACAAUGCUUCAACUGGCACACCACCCAGGUACAGUCCUGUCUGUCUGGCACACCACCCAGGUACAGUCCUGUCUGUCUGGCACACCACCCAGGUACAGUCCUGUCUGUCUGGCGCACCACCCAGGUACAGUCCUGUCUGUCUGGCGCACCACCCAGGUACAGUCCUGUCUGUCUGGCGCACCACCCAGGUACAGUCCUGUCUGUCUGGCGCACCACCCAGGUACAGUCCUGUCUGUCUGUCUGGCGCACCACCCAGGUACAGUCCUGUCUGUCUGUCUCACCACCCAGGUACAGUCCUGUCUGUCUGUCUGGCGCACCACCCAGGUACAGUCCUGUCUGUCUGUCUGGCGCACCACCCAGGUACAGUCCUGUCUGUCUGUCUGGCGCACCACCCAGGUACAGUCCUGUCUGUCUGGCGCACCACCCAGGUACAGUCCUGUCUGUCUGGCACACCACCCAGGUACAGUCCUGUCUGUCUGUCUCGCCACCCAGGUACAGUCCUGUCUGUCUGUCUGGCGCGCCACCCAGGUACAGUCCUGUCUGUCUGUCUGGCGCACCACCCAGGUACAGUCCUGUCUGUCUGGUGCACCACCCAGGUACAGUCCUGUCUGUCUGUCUGGCGCACCACCCAGGUACAGUCCUGUCUGUCUGUCUGGCGCACCACCCAGGUACAGUCCUGUCUGUCUGUCUGGCACACCACCCAGGUACAGUCCUGUCUGUCUGUCUGGCACACCACCCAGGUACAGUCCUGUCUGUCUGGCACACCACCCAGGUACAGUCCUGUCUGUCUGUCUGGCGCACCACCCAGGUACAGUCCUGUCUGUCUGUCUGGCACACCACCCAGGUACAGUCCUGUCUGUCUGUCUCACCACCCAGGUACAGUCCUGUCUGUCUGUCACUUCACAGGAACUCAACCUAGAGCAACAAAUGGAACCCCUUCAUUUAUUUCAGGGUUUGUCCCAAGAUGACAACUGUCUCUAGUUGACAUUCAUUAGUCAGUUGAUUGUGGUGCUGUAGGUUUCUGUCUCUGAUGGGUGGAACUGUUGAUCUACUUCUUUUCCCCAGACUGUUACCCCAUAUGCUUCAGAGACUGAAUAACAGAAAUGCUUCAGAGACUGAAUAACAGAAAUACUUCAGAGACUGAAUAACAGAAAUACUCCACUAAAUAAAAACAACUCACAACCAUCAAAGCAUCUUUUACAGGUUUUAGAUGUUUUUUACUGUUUAAACUAGGCCUUUCCCUCACAUGACCAUGGGACUUUUUCUAACUUUUACAAAGUAUGACCGACACAACAGUGACUUCUGGACAGGAGAUGUGGGGGAAGUAGGAACAUUAUGACUUGCAUGUACAUUCCACUGUAUGUUGUGGUGUCUUGUUCUUGUGUUGCAGUAUGAGGAUGGAUCAGAGUACAGUAUAUAAUAAUAAUAUGCCAUUUAGCAGACGCUUUUAUCCAAAGCGACUUACAGUCAUGCGUGCAUACAUUAUUAUUUUUUUGGGUGUAUGGGUGGUCCCAGGGAUCGAACCCACUACCUUGGCGUUACAAGCGCCGUGCUCUACCAGCUGAGCUACAGAGGACCACAUAAAAGUUGUGGUGUCUUGUUAUUGUGUUGCAGUAUGAGGAUGGAUCAGAGUACAGUAUAUAAAAGUUGUUUUGUUAUUGUGUUGCAGUAUGAAUACGCUCUGCGGCACCUGUAUGCCCUGGUCAACCUGUGUGAGGGCGGAUACCCAACAGACAGGUAAUGUACCAGUCUCAUGUAGAAUUGGUGGAGUAAUGUGGACACCUUGUUGGAUGAAUAAUGAUGAGCGAGAAAGUUAGACUCACAAAUAUCAUACCCCUAAGACGUGCUAACCUCUCGCCAUUACAAUAACAGGGGAGGUUAGCAUUUUAUAUCAUACCCCUAAGACAUGCUAACCUCUCGCCAUUACAAUAACAGGGGAGGUUAGCAUUUUAUAUCAUACCCCUAAGACGUGCUAACCUCUCGCCAUUACAAUAACAGGGGAGGUUAGCGUUUUAUAUCAUACCCCCAAGACAUGCUAACCUCUCGCCAUUACAAUAACAGGGGAGGUUAGCAUUUUAUAUCAUACCCCCAAGACAUGCUAACCUCUCGCCAUUACAAUAACAGGGAAGGUUAGCAUUUUAUAGCAUACCCCCAAGACAUGCUAACCUCUCGCCAUUACAAUAACAGGGGAGGUUAGCAUUUUAUAUCAUACCCCCAAGACAUGCUAACCUCUCGCCAUUACAAUAACAGGGGAGGUUAGCAUUUUAUAUCAUACCCCCAAGACGUGCUAACCUCUCGCCAUUACAAUAACAGGGGAGGUUAGCAUUUUAUAUCAUACCCCCAAGACGUGCUAACCUCUCGCCAUUACAAUAACAGGGGAGGUUAGCAUUUUAUAUCAUACCCCCAAGACGUGCUAACCUCUCGCCAUUACAAUAACAGGGGAGGUUAGCAUUUUAUAUCAUACCCCCAAGACGUGCUAACCUCUCGCCAUUACAAUAACAGGGGAGGUUAGCAUUUUAUAUCAUACCCCCAAGACGUUCUAACCUCUCGCCAUUACAAUAACAGGGGAGGUUAGCAUUUUAUAUCAUACCCCCCAAGACAUGCUAACCUCUCGCCAUUACAAUAACAGGGGAGGUUAGCAUUUUAUAUCAUACCCCCAAGACGUUCUAACCUCUCGCCAUUACAAUAACAGGGGAGGUUAGCAUUUUAUAUCAUACCCCCCAAGACAUGCUAACCUCUCGCCAUUACAAUAACAGGGGAGGUUAGCAUUUUAUAUCAUACCCCCAAGACGUUCUAACCUCUCGCCAUUACAAUAACAGGGGAGGUUAGCAUUUUAUAUCAUACCCCCAAGACAUGCUAACCUCUCGCCAUUACAAUAACAGGGGAGAUUAGCAUUUUAUAUCAUACCCCUAAGACAUGCUAACCUCUCGCCAUUACAAUAACAGGGGAGGUUAGCAUUUUAUAGCAUACCCCCAAGACGUGCUAACCUCUCGCCAUUACAAUAACAGGGGAGGUUAGCAUUUUAUAUCAUACCCCUAAGACGUGCUAACCUCUCACCAUUACAAUAACAGGGGAGGUUAGCAUUUUUUGGGGGGGGGUAUGAUAUUAGUGCGUCAAACUUUCUCACUCAACAUUAUUCACAAUCCGUUCAGGACUAUCCGUAACCAUGGUAGCGUCCACAUUUUAAAUGUAGAAGUGUUUAGAAACAUGAUAUUCUUAUUUAUAAUAAAAGCGACUCCAAAAUGACACAAUAGAUUAUUCACCAUUUUAUUUCUAUUGGGCACAACAUAAUCUGAAACACAACCAAAACAAACAGCAAAAUGCAUCCAACAAAUGUCUAGAGUCACAAGCUUGAUGUAGUCAUUGCGUGCUUGGAAUAUGGGACCAAAUACUUAACUUUUUACUACUUUAAUACACAUAUAAGUGAAUCUGUCCCAAUACUUCUGGUCCCCUAAAAUGGGUUAACUGUGUACAGAAAGUGCUGUAAUUUAUAAACGGUUCACCCGAUAUGGAUGAAAAUACCCUCAAAUUAAAGCUGACGGUCUGCACUUUAACCUCAUAGUCAUUGUAUCAUUUCAAAUCCAAAGUUCUGAAAUACAGAGCCAAAACAACAAAACAUUUGUCACUGUCUAAUACUUUUUGAGCGCGCUUUGUGUAUGUGUAUAUAUAGUUGGAUAGGUGUGUGUGUGUGUGUACCCCGUUCAAAUGCACUUAAAUAUCUGAAUGUCACACAUACACAAUCCAUGUCUCAAGGCUUGAAAAUCUUCCUUUAACCUGUCUCCUCCCCUUCAUCUACUCUGAUUUUAUUUUUUAAGUGGAUUUAACAAGUGACAUCAAUAAGGUAUCAUAGUUUUCACCUGGUCAGCCUGUCAUGGAAUGAGCUGGUGUUCUUAAUGUUUUGUACACUCUGUGUGUGUGUGUUUUAAUAGCCAGAUCUAUAAAUAUAUUGAUAUUUAUUGAUCUGGCCAUGGACCCCAUGCAGUACCUCCGAUAGGGAAUAGGGUGCCAUUUGGACUACAGAUCUCCUUCCUCAUACCUUCUACCUUAACGCUAUCAAUGUCAAGACAAGUUAUUAAAUACAUACAAAAGUUGCACUAAUGCACAGUUGACAAAACACAGUCAUAUUUGGUAUAAAAUUGUUUUAUUUUAGCUUUAUUUAAUUUCCGUUGAGCUGCUUCCAUAGACUAAUCGUGUCAUUUUGUCUGCCUCCUCAGUAUCCUGAUGGCAAUGGAGAGCGUGUGUCAUUUCAACUAGAUGGAUGUUCCUGAACGAACACACACCUCAAAUCAGCUUGCUGUGCCUCCAGACGGGAGGGUCUGAGACGACGAUGAGUCUUCUCUUUGCACUGACAAGGAAUCAAGUUUGACAAAGAAUCUCUUUCACUGCUAUAACACUUUCUGAAACGUUUGAUUUUUAAACUUAUUUUUUUUCCCGGUUUUAUUAAGACAUUUUUAAGAUGUGUUUUUAUGAUUAAUUGCACUAUAUCACUGUGAGCGUUUUUUGUUUUUUGAUGCGAAUAAUGUUUUACUGCUCUGAUUUUUGUAUGACGAAAAAUGAGAGAAUACUUGGGUUCACUUUUCUCCCUUGGGUGCAGUGGUGCCUGAUUUUAGUGGGUAUACUGUAAUUUUGGCAAAAAAUUGUCAAACGGCCCUCCCAGUGAAGGAAAGAAGCCCUGUGUGCAACUCUCUGAGAAACAGUGACAUACACUCUGAAUGAUCAAAUGUGAAUUUUUUUAAAUGGUGGUUUCCCGAAAAAAAAAAAAAGAAGAAAAAAAAGUCCAUUUGUAAACAUUUGCAUGUAGGCCGUGUGCACAUUACAACACCUAAAAUGUAAAGAAAUAAUAUAUGAAACGUUCCAUCAGCCUUAAUGAAUUGAUACGGCGUAUACCUACACUACUUUGAUAAGCAUCGUGGGGAUUAAGAAGUGGGUAUAAGCAGGUAUGCCCACUGAAACCCAUGAACACCCUCCACUACUGCUUGGGUAUUGGCUCUGCUAGAUGUCACCAUGGGCCCGUUUAUCACAGCUGUGUGACUGUGAGUGACGGUGUAGGGUGACGUUGCCCCCUAGAUGCUGAGCAUGGGUCAGUUUUGCGUUUUUUUUUUUU